Molecule: messenger RNA, 1908 nt
Organism: Meleagris gallopavo (turkey)
Lineage: Eukaryota; Metazoa; Chordata; Aves; Galliformes; Phasianidae
Source: RefSeq, a predicted model, not a curated record
AAAAGCAUCCCAUCCCGGUCUCUCUGCCCCCCACAUGUGCUUUGGAAGGAGCACCCGCUCAUCCCAUGGAAGUGAAAGCUGUAGGCAUUGAUUUGAAAGAAAACAAACAGGCUCCUUCCCCCCCCGGUUACCCAACAGCUCCUUGCAGACAGGAGGUGCUCAGUGGGGCUCAGGCUCGUGGUGAGUCCUUGCACUCGUUUGAAAAGUUUCCUUGCCACUGGGCUGGGUUCUUCAGAUGAAGAAACCAACCAGAAAAACAACAUCCUCAUUGCUUCACCUGCCCCUGUGCCACUCUCGCUUUGCUCUGCCCCAUGGCAGAGACCAUUAACACCCCUCAGCGUGAGCCCAGGAUUGCUGGCAGGUCCCAUUCUGUGCACAGCUCUGCCCCGGGCUCACAUCCCCCCCAUAUCCCCCUCCCCACAGCCGCAAUGCCGCUGUCACAGAGCAGAGCCGGGCCGAUGCCGUGCAGCAGCAAAGUGUGCAGGAACCUCUUCGGCCCCGUAGACCACGAGCAGAUCCAGAACGACUUUGAGGAACUGUUGAGGCAGCAGCUGGAAGAAGCUCAGCGGCGCUGGAACUUCAACUUCGAAACGGAGACGCCCCUGGAAGGGCAUUUCAAGUGGGAGAGGGUCCUGCUGGCAGAGCAGCCCUCCCGGGGGGCCUUCAGCUUGGCCAAGGCCACCAGCGGGGGGGAUAAUGGGAGCUCAGCACCCUGCAGGGUCGCCCCCAAGGAUGGUGUCGAUGGGGUCCAUCAUGGGGCAGCCCAGCAGAGCUCGGAGCCCACCAGGGUCGGUUCUCCACAGCGCUUGAAACGUGGGCAGACCACCGUCAAAGAUUUCUACAGCUCCAAGAGAAGAGUUGUCCACGACAAGCCCAAGCUGUGACUGCUGCUGCUGGGGAUGGAUGCUGAUGCUGACGUGCCCUGGGGGUGUCGUGGCUCUUUCCCUGCCCUGUGCUGUCUGAGCUGUCUGUAUGAAGCGAUGCUGAGUCUGUAGUUCCCUAUUUAUGAAUAGCUCUGGGCUCCUGAGGGGCCCACAGUGUGUGCAAUGUAUAGGAGGAGCUGAUGCUGAAGACCGUGGAAAGGACUGAGGAGGACUGGAAUGGAGCAAGCGGGGCUGAGAGUGUCCCCUGCUCUGUGUUGGUGUGGUCCUUGCAGCAUCCUGGUGCCCAGCACUGCCUGUUGCCUGGCAUGAAGCAGCUCCAAAACCUCAGAGUCUCACUGGUGUGGAUCACGGCUGGGUGUGAGCCCUGCGUGGAGCUGCUCCCAGUGACUCAGCGAUGCAUUUGUCACGGAGUGGUGACAAACGUGCUGGAGGUGCCCCGUGGGGCCAGCACUGCUCAGGAGGUGCUGGGCUGCUCCAGGUUCUGCUGACCCUUGGCUGGUGGUGUUCCUGGCGUGCUGUUGGCUUGCUGUGCCUCGUUCAAUGCUGACACUAAGCUGGAUGGAGAGCUGCUGCUGCUUGGCACUGCCAGGCUGCUCGAGGGGCGGAGUGCUGCUCAGCAGCAGCUGGAAGAAGUGACAGCCUUCUCCUGGACUAUUUCCUACUUUAGAGCUGGGGGAGAGGACCCUGGCCUGGCUCUGCAGAGCAGCUGCUGUUGUCUCUGUGACCCAGGGACGUCCUGUAGGAUGCAGCCCUGCUCCGAGGCUCUCAGUGCUGUUGGAUCUCAGCACUUCCACUGGGUUCCCCUCCUGCCCCUCUGUGCUGGGACUCGAAGUGGCACAGGAUGGUCCCAGGCAGAGGAGGUGGGCGCUGCUCCCAGCUCAUACCGUGAUGCACUUUGCUGUCAGAGAUGCUGGCAGCUGCCCAGCACUAAAUGUUUAUUUAUGAAAACGCUAUUGAGGCUUCUUGGAAGGGGAAAUACCUGUUUGUCUGUGAGUGUAACUGAAUAAACACUUGUCUCAUGGAA